Messenger RNA from Paramisgurnus dabryanus, 4131 nucleotides. RefSeq names its product Cbl proto-oncogene B, E3 ubiquitin protein ligase (gene cblb). The record is from RefSeq and is a predicted model, not a curated record. Gene Ontology annotation, cellular component: plasma membrane; membrane raft. Gene Ontology annotation, biological process: cell surface receptor signaling pathway; negative regulation of epidermal growth factor-activated receptor activity. Lineage: Eukaryota; Metazoa; Chordata; Actinopteri; Cypriniformes; Cobitidae. Gene Ontology annotation, molecular function: phosphotyrosine residue binding; receptor tyrosine kinase binding; ubiquitin protein ligase activity.
AUGGCAACUGCUCUCAGUGGACGCCCACCUAACAAUCGGAAAGGCCGUAUUUUAGGCAUUAUUGACGCCAUCCACGACGCGGUCGGACCCCCAAAGCAAGCGGCCGCGGACAGGAGAACCGUAGAGAAGACAUGGAAACUCAUGGACAAAGUAGUAAGGUUAUGUCAGAACCCCAGACUGCAGUUGAAGAACAGUCCUCCGUACAUCCUGGAUAUCUUACCUGACGCUUACCAGCACCUGAGGCUGAUCCUGUGCAAAUACGAGGAGAGCCAAAGACUUGUUCAGCUAAGCGAGAACGACUAUUUCAAAGUGUACAUCGACAGCCUGAUGAAGAAAUCCAAAAGAGCCAUCCGCCUCUUUAAGGAAGCCAAAGAGAGAAUGUAUGAAGAACAGUCACAGGACAGGCGAAACCUCACUAAGCUCUCGUUGAUCUUCAGUCACAUGCUGGCCGAGAUCAAAGCCAUCUUUCCGGGCGGACAGUUCCAGGGAGACACGUUCCGGAUUACCAAGGCAGAUGCCGCAGAUUUCUGGAGAAGAUCUUUUGGAGAAAAAACAAUAGUACCAUGGAAGAUGUUCAGACAGUGCCUUCACGAUGUGCACCCCAUCAGCUCCGGGCUGGAGGCCAUGGCUCUCAAAUCCACCAUCGACCUCACCUGCAACGACUACAUCUCCGUGUUCGAGUUCGACAUCUUCACUCGUCUUUUUCAGCCAUGGGGCUCAAUCCUGAGAAACUGGAACUUCCUAGCGGUCACGCAUCCAGGUUAUAUGGCAUUCCUGACGUACGAUGAAGUAAAGGCACGUCUACAGAAGUACAUCAACAAACCCGGCAGUUACAUAUUCAGGCUGAGCUGUACGCGGUUAGGCCAGUGGGCCAUCGGCUACGUCACCAGCGACGGCAACAUCCUGCAGACCAUUCCGCAUAACAAGCCACUGUUUCAGGCGCUCAUAGAUGGAUGCCGAGAAGGCUUCUAUCUGUUUCCUGAUGGUCGCAGUUAUAAUCCAGAUCUUACAGGAUUGUGUGAACCCACACCACAUGACCAUAUUAAGGUCACGCAGGAACAGUACGAGUUGUAUUGCGAAAUGGGAUCUACAUUUCAGCUAUGUAAGAUCUGUGCAGAAAACGACAAGGAUGUAAAGAUCGAACCAUGUGGACACCUCAUGUGCACUUCCUGUUUGACAUCAUGGCAGGAUUCUGAUGGUCAGGGUUGCCCAUUCUGUCGGUGUGAGAUCAAAGGGACGGAGCCUAUCAUUGUGGAUCCAUUUGACCCACGAAACGUAGGGUCCAAAUGUUUCCUGAUGGACCACUUUAGCUCUCCCAUGUUGGACCUGGAUGAUGAUGAUGACAGAGAGGAAUCAUUGGUCAUAGACCAUAUCAGAAAGGUUAUUCAUGGGUAUGAUUCAUCAGUGCAAGAUAUUCCAAGGUCCAUGGAUAUCCAAAACUCACCGAUAAUGUCCCCAACCUCAUCCCCCGUUUGCGAGCGUCGAAAAACCGCUGCAGAUCACAUGGGUCCGCACCUGAACAUUCCUCCUGUACCUCCCCGCCUAGAUCUCAUCCGAUCCCCCGCUGCCAGCCCCACUGGCUCUCCCAAGUCGUCACCAGGCAUGUCCAGGAAACAGGACAAGCCACUUCCUGCUCCUCCACCGCCACAGAGAGACCCUCCUCCCCCACCUCCUCCAGAACGCCCUCCUCAUAUUGCUCAAGAAGCUCGGGCCGCCUGGCUCGUUCCCCCUUCGUCUGGCUUGCCCCAAAACCCAAGAGCACCCCUGGAAGCCUGGAGCCCCAAAGACAGCACCCCACUGUCAGACAGCAGGGUCACUGCUGCAGAUCGCUCGCCUAAACUCGCCCACACUGCACCUGCUCACAUCAACGGGAGACCCCUCAGCUGCUCCGGUGCCGAACUGGGGUUAAACCGAACUAGCCACAGACUCAACACCCAAUCGGAGUGUAGUAAGCCUUUCAUCAACGGUCUGUUACCUGGUGAUGAGUAUGAUGUUCCUCCUCCACGUCAUUCCCCUCCCUUGGUGGACCACAACCAGAGACACACCAACCCUUUCGCCAACCCUCGAAAUCUCACAGACAGACUGGAGGAUGAGUAUCAGAUACCUUCAUCACAUCCUGUCUGCAUCACACAGCCACCCAUCAGUGUUCCCUUCCGUAACAGGUCUUUAGAAAACGGCGCAUCAGAUCUCUCAACAGAUAUAAAGAAACAUAAACCUCCAGAGCAUGGUGGGUUUGACUCUGGUUCAGUGAUUUCUGGUGUGUCUCACACCACACAGUGCCCCCUUCAUAACAGGACGCCCUCAGACUACGACAUUCUACUGCCCCCUCAAGCAUCUCCAAUGGAGGACCUAUUCAACUCUCUUCCACCCUCUCAGCCUCCCCCUCCUCCCCCAAUCAGAAAUAGUUUCACAGAAUCCUCAUCCUCUUCACCCUUUCCCAGACCUGCCCGUCCCUCAUCUGGACACGACCACUUUCUGCUAAGCGCUGAUACGUUUAUAGACGCAUUGAAUAACUCCGCUCCUAAUCCUCCUGUGCGGAGACAAACGGCAGAAAGUAAGACUCCAUUCAGAGCUCCACAAGACUAUGAUCAACUGCCUCCCACCUCAGUGGCCGAAGAUUGCUUCAGGGCACCCGAGAGACCUCCCAAACCACUGCCCAGGAUCAUCCCACCAGACAUCCACAGAAGACCGCACGAAUCCUCCCGAGAGAAUGUCGACGGCAAAAUUGCCAAACUGAUGGGUGAAGGCUACUCUUUCGAGGACGUGAAGAGGGCGCUGAUGAUAGCGCAGAACAAAGUGGACGUAGCGAGGAACAUUUUACGAGAAUUCGCGCUAGUGGCACCCAGGCAGGGCCUGUAGCCCAAACUGAUACUAUUCAAACUAUGACUGACUCUUAACGCAGAGCUUACAAACACAGCAGCAGGCUGAUUCCCUCUUGCUUAACGCACCCGCACGCGUCGACCGCCAAUGAUGCGGAAAGUAAAGCCACGUAACCGUUUAGUGUUGUGUGGACACAACCUGUGAAAGAAAGUCGUGGCUUACGCUGCUGGAUUUAUCUUCAGACCUCAUCGGCUGUUCGAGAGAGAGGUCUCCAUCAGUACACUUUUCAUCUGGACAUGCGACUGUUUGUAUCGCCAGUGUCUGUAGGCCGUUUAAGCAUUUCUUGCCAAUGCCGCCACUGCUGCCUGCCUUACCCUACGACACGCACACACAAACAUCUCCCAGUUCUUUAAUGGCCUCUCGGGUGUCAUGAGUUCACAGUAAUGGCCCUCUGUCUGGUCCUUAAGUCGCUAUGAUCACGACAAACCAGAUCUGUAUGUCAUUAUUCACCUCCCGUUCGCUUCUGUGGUGCAACGCAGGUUUCAGUUGAUACGCAUUAUAGAGUCCAAGUGCAAGCAGGUUUGGCUUUAUGUAAGGGCUGAUGUCAUCUGUAAAUAGAAGGUUUGACCCAUAAUCCCUUUCCCAUCAAAAUUCAACGUCUGCAUUUCUUCUGUAUGCAUCAGUUUCCUAUUUCUUGACAUUGUUUAAAAGCCGUACAGGAGCCGUUUAAAGCAGUAGAUGAAGUAAGACUUUCUCUCAUGUUAGUCCACACUGGUGCUGUAGGAAAGAGUUAAGUGCAGAAAUAACAACCAAACAUUUACAGCCAAAACUUGGUCAUUUUCCAUCUGUUAAAUGCGAGUCUCGUGAUAAGGACUUGAUUAAUAAUAAAGACUCAAGAAAGGCCUCGUGGAAAUGGACGCCGGAUUGCUUCGAGACUUCUCACUGGCCUUGUCGUUUCUCUUAUCAGGUCCUCUCUUGCACUUGAAACUUAAUUUUGCACUGGUCUUUCUCUCCAUCUUACACCUGAUAGUCUUGAACUCGAGCGGGAGCUUGCCGUCGGCCUGCGGAUGAGGACCUUUGACAGGUCUGCAGGGGAAAACCGUUCAUUUCGGUUCAUUUCCCCCCUCUCUUCUUUUUACAAGAGAUUUAGUUUGUUGGCGCCUUGUGGAUCAUUUAAACCAGUGACGUGUGCAAUUAAUUUAUACUUUGUUAAAAAGUUUUUUCUGAGAUUAUUUUCAUCUUUCAGUAUGUUGGUAACCCGUGAUCAGUUCUUGUGAAAAAAAUGUUUUAUAAAAGCCAGUAUUAACAUCU